AUGAAAUCGUCUUGCCCUUUUUGCAGCAAGAGGUACAGCUCCUCCGCGAAUUUUGACAGACAUCUUCGAACGAUCCAUCCUUUGGAAGCAGAUGAAUGGCUGGGAAAUCAAUAUUCACUGCUGGAGCACGAUCAACCUGCAGAGACCCCCGACAACACUGACGAGAGCCCAGAGAGCAUUCCCGAUUACUAUUCAGACACGCAUUACGAUUCAGAGCCGGACAUUUUCGACCAAGAUUCGGGUAACAAUUCGGACCUCGAAUCCGAAUCAUAUUUCGUGAUGGAAGAGGCAGAAGGCGAUUCAAAUGGGCAUAGUAGGGCAUCUACGACAGUUUACGAGGGUGCUGGGGAGCCACUUUACCGCUCGGAGGACUACGACGAGUGCUCACAGAGCCUUCUCCAAUACCCAUGGCACCCAUUCCGGUCAGCAUACGAGUUCAGAAUAGCACGCUAUUUCACACUGUCCAAAGCCUCACAGGGGAACAUCGACAGCUUCUUUCUACACGCUCCGCCGAGUAGUGGCGAGUGCUCCUACAGCACUGGGCGGGGUUUUAUCAAGAGGUUGGAGGAAAUGAACGAUAUACUGGGAAAGGCGAGCUGGAAUCAUUCGGAGGUGGAUAUUGGGGGGGAGAAGAUCUCUUACUACUACCGGGAUCCAAUGGUAGUCGUCCGAUAUCUUCUAGGGCAACGUGCCUUCCGGGAGUCAUUGGUGUAUUCGCCCGUGGUGGAGCAUAAUGAAUUCGGCGAGCGAAUGUACGGGGAAAUGCAUACAGGAGAUUGGUGGUGGGAGAUACAGAAUACGUUACCGGAGGGGUCCACUGUCGUACCAAUUAUCUGCGCGUCGGAUGGCACACAUCUGACAAAUUUCAGCGGGGACAAGAAAGCCUGGCCAAUCUAUCUUACCAUCGGGAACAUCAAGUCGUCGGUGCGCAACAAGCCCACAGGGCAUUCAUUCAUUCACUUAGGGCUGCUACCAGUGCCACCGAAGCUCGGAAAGAAUACAACACUCGCUAAUUCCGUUUUAAGACGUCAGAGUCAAAUGGCACUGCAUCGUGCCCUUGGAGAGAUCUUUCAAACCAUUCGCGAGUGCUCUCAGAAGGGCGAGCUAAUCAAAUGCGCCGACGGCUACGAACGACUAUGCUUUCCGGUGCUCUCGGGCUGGAUCGCCGAUCAACCCGAGCAUUCAAACUUGCAAAACAUUAGCACUAGUGCUUGCCCGAGAUGCGAGGUGGAGUUUCACAAUCUUGGGAGCACUCGUCGAAGCUCUAUGCGCAAACACGAGGACUACAGGGAGAGGGUACAGCUAUUUGGCGAGAACCCGGGCAAUCUAGAACCGGUAGAAUACCUUGUUGCGAGAUCCGUCAAAACACUCUUCAAUGCUUUCUGGGGUAUGCCGAGGGUUAAUCCGUACGAUCUCAAUAAACCGGACAUACUGCACAAUAUUUACCUGGGGAUGUUGAAGCACAUGAUGGAGUGGAUUCAGGGUUUCUUGAAGAAGCAUCAUCGAUUGGAGGAAUUCGACAAAGCUUGGGCUUCGAUUGCGCCUUACUCUGGACUAGCAGUACCAAACAAGGCAUAUCGAACACUCGCGGCUGCUCUGAGAAACCCGGGAGUGGCUGUCAGGAGCGACUUCGCAAAAGCUUUGAAAUGCGUUCGAAGCCUAAUAGACUUCCACUUAAUGGCGCAAUAUGGGAGUCAUACAACGAGCACACUGGACUAUAUGGAGAGCUAUCUCGAGGAUUUCCAUAAACACAAGGAUAUCUUUUUAGAAUUCAGGGCGUACAAGAAGACGUUAAAGGAUGCGAGAGAUCGAACGAAAGCAAUUAGUGGCUCCCAGAGCACCCAGCGAGGCUUGGAGGAGAUCCGGGAGAUUCGGGAAAGAUCGCACUUCAACUUCAUCAAAUUGCACGUCUUAAUGCACUACCGGGAGCACGUUGAGCGCUUUGGUAGCAUUCCUCAAUACUCCACGGACGUCAGCGAGCUUGCCCAUGUACGGCAGGUAAAAGAAGCUUACAGAGCGUCCAACAAGGUUGAUGCUGCGACGCAGAUACUGGACUAUGGAGGGAGGCGAUUGGCGUUAGAGAUUCGAAUUCUGAAUCUGAAAGACAUCGUCGGAGGUUCUGAGAGCACUGACGACAUCCUCUGGAGCCAUCGGGAUAACCUCAAGGAGUUGCUCGACAUUUUCAAGAUCGAGGACCGCAAGAAAACGACAAAUGAACGCUCAAUAGUAGAAAGCGGACUGCCCCUGAAGCGUCUUUGCAACCCCUCCGCGAAAUCGGAAAGACUUUUCAACGUGGCAGACGGACUGCAAAUGAGCCAUCUCACGCUAUAUCGCCUGAUAAAGGAGUAUGCCGAGGAUGCGGGAUGCUCUCAGAGCUUUGCCGGAAGCUCUGAGAGCAUGUUGGAGCGCCGGGUGGAGGUUUUCACAUGCUUGCAGGUUCCGAUACCAAUCUUCCAAAGGCCUGACGUAUACGAGGUUCACAACAUCAGGUGUACGGGAACAGCAUCUUUUAGGAAGGGGAAAAUAAGAAAGGAUUGGGCAUGGGUAUCGGUAGGUUCCUCAGAGCAGUGGGGAGUGUUUCGGGGACGCUUACCAGGACGUGUGGAGGCUCUGUUCAAGGUGCGGGAUAGCACAGGGCGCGCACAUAGACUAUGUGUAGUUGAGCUGCUUGAGGCGAAGGAUCGUGGUAUCGCUGAUAGCUCACAUGGGCUGCUGAAGGUCUGUAGGAGGAGGAGGAAGAGGAUGUGGGUCGUGAAUAUUCGGAGUAUAUUAGGAAUGGCCCAUUUGUUCGAGGUGGAUGUUGGCAAUUGGCUGGUAAAUACUAGGAUAGAUUUGCGUACGUGGAAUGAAUUCAGUUGA
This is a messenger RNA of Morchella sextelata, 2859 nucleotides long. RefSeq lists its product as uncharacterized. Bases 1 to 2859 code for a protein of 952 amino acids. The record is from RefSeq and is a predicted model, not a curated record. The transcript is spliced from 3 exons. NCBI's taxonomy places the organism in Eukaryota, Fungi, Ascomycota, Pezizomycetes, Pezizales, Morchellaceae.